AUGGAUGAAACUUCGAUCGCAUGUGAAGAUUUACGAUAUUUUGAGAGGCGUUUAACUGAAGUUAUACAUCAUAUGCAGCCUGUCGCGAUGAGAUGGCGUGUUGUUCUGCUUAUUGCAUUUGGUUGUACAUUAUGGAGUGCUUAUUUUUGGCUAAUGGAUCCUUCAAUUCGUUCAGUUACUUUGACGGAAUCAUUGCAAAAACAUUUUAUGUUUUCCGCUAGCGUUCCUUCGCUUUUGUUCUUAUUUGGUUAUCUAGGUAUACAUAAUCGAGUUGUCGCACCUACAAUGUAA
Molecule: messenger RNA, 291 nt
Organism: Dracunculus medinensis (Guinea worm)
Lineage: Eukaryota; Metazoa; Nematoda; Chromadorea; Rhabditida; Dracunculidae
Source: the annotation of a GenBank genome assembly